Molecule: messenger RNA, 2263 nt
Organism: Xiphophorus couchianus (Monterrey platyfish)
Lineage: Eukaryota; Metazoa; Chordata; Actinopteri; Cyprinodontiformes; Poeciliidae
Gene: abcg1
Product: ATP-binding cassette, sub-family G (WHITE), member 1
Exons: 15
Coding region: 54-2087 (677 amino acids)
Biological process (GO): transmembrane transport; cholesterol homeostasis; cholesterol efflux
Cellular component (GO): plasma membrane
Molecular function (GO): ABC-type sterol transporter activity; ATP binding; ATP hydrolysis activity
Source: RefSeq, a predicted model, not a curated record
GCCGAUGGGAGUUUCCUCAGAGUUCAGCUUCACAGAGCUGCAGUCUGUCUGCCAUGGCCUGUCUGAUGGCCGCCUGGUCUGUGCACAAUCCCACUGUGACCAACUCCAUCAUCAUGAACACCAACGGGCCCCCCGACCUGAUGCUGGACCCCCGGACGGUGUGCGUCUGUUUGGAAGAGGAGAUCAACAAGCAUCCGGGGGGAACCCAGCAGACGCCGCUGCUGCAGAAACACCAGAAGAAGCUGGACGGACCCCUGAAGAAGGUGGACAACACCCUGACGGAGGCCCAGAGGUUCUCCUCGUUGCCACGGAGACCAGCCGUCAACAUAGAGUUCAAAGAUGUCUCUUACUCAAUCAGAGAGGGACCCUGGUGGAGGAAAAAAGGUUACAAAACUCUGCUCAAAGCCAUCUCUGGGAAAUUCACCAGCGGGGACCUGGUGGCCAUCAUGGGGCCCUCAGGAGCUGGGAAGUCCACGCUCAUGAAUAUCUUGGCGGGGUACAGGGAGACGGGGAUGAAGGGCGAGAUCCUGAUCAACGGUCAACCCAGAGACCUGCGCUCUUUCCGGAAGGUUUCCUGCUACAUCAUGCAGGACGACAUGCUGCUGCCGCAUCUCACCGUGCAGGAGGCCAUGAUGGUUUCAGCCAACCUGAAGCUGCAGGAGAAGGUGGAGGCUCGGAGAGAGAUGGUCCAGGAGAUCCUGACAGCUCUGGGUCUGCUGGACUGUGCUAAAACCAGAACCUCCCACCUGUCCGGAGGCCAGAGGAAGAGGCUGGCCAUCGCUCUGGAGCUCGUCAACAAUCCUCCGGUGAUGUUCUUCGACGAACCCACCAGCGGUUUGGACAGUUCGUCUUGUUUCCAAGUCGUCUCUCUUCUCAAAGCUCUGGCUCGAGGAGGACGGACGGUCAUCUGCACCAUCCACCAACCCAGCGCCAAACUCUUUGAGCUGUUUGACAAGCUCUACGUGCUGAGUCAGGGUCAGUGCAUCUACAGGGGGAAGGUGUCCAGUCUGGUUCCGUACCUGCAGGAGCUCGGACUGAACUGUCCGACCUACCACAACCCGGCCGACUUCAUCAUGGAGGUGGCGUCCGGGGAGUACGGGGACCAGAUGGUGAGACUGGUGAAGGCAGUUCAGGACAGGAAGUCUGAGGAAGAGCAUCAGACGGAGCUGAACGGAGACGCCAACCUGCAUCCGCUCCUCUGGCAGGAGGAGAGUUCUCCGUCUGAAGGUUGCCACAGCUUCUCAGCCAGCUGCAAGACUCAGUUCUCCAUCCUGUUCAGACGGACGUUCCUCAGCAUCCUCCGCGACUCGGUGCUGACCCACCUCAGGAUCUCCUCUCACAUCGGGAUCGGAGUUCUGAUCGGCCUCCUGUACCUGGGCAUCGGCAACGAAGCCAAGAAGGUCCUGAGCAACUCGGGCUUCCUCUUCUUCUCCAUGCUGUUCCUCAUGUUCGCAGCUCUCAUGCCCACAGUGCUCACCUUUCCUCUGGAGUUGGGCGUUUUCCUGAGGGAGCACCUGAACUACUGGUACAGUUUGAAGGCGUACUACCUGGCGAAGACCAUGGCCGACCUCCCCUUCCAGGUGGUCUUCCCAGUGGUCUACUGCAGCAUCGUUUACUGGAUGACGGCUCAGCCUCCGGACGCCGGCCGGUUCUUCCUCUUCCUGUCUCUGGGCGUCCUGACGUCUUUGGUGGCUCAGAGUCUGGGUCUGCUGAUCGGCGCCGCCUCCACCUCCCUGCAGGUGGCGACGUUUGUGGGACCCGUCACGGCGAUCCCGGUCCUGUUGUUCUCCGGGUUCUUCGUCAGCUUUGACACCAUCCCCUGGUACCUGCAGUGGAUGUCCUACAUCUCCUACGUCAGGUACGGCUUUGAGGGCGCCAUCUUGUCCAUCUACGGUAUGGACCGACCGGAUCUUCACUGCGACGAAGACGACGCGUGUCACUUCCAGAAGUCCGAGGCCAUCCUGAAGGAGCUGGACAUGCUGGACGCCAAACUCUUCCUGGACUUCAUCGUCCUCGCCAUCUUCUUCUUCUCUCUGCGGAUCAUAGCCUACUUCGUCCUGCGCUACAAGAUCAGCUCUGAGAGGUAAACCGGAACCGGAAACAGGAGGACCGGACCCGACCUGUUGGCCUGCGUUUGGACUCCGCUGAGGAGACGCUGGUCCGGUUUGGGUUCUGCAGGGACCGGAGCGGGCCUCACGGUUUCUGAAGGUGAUACUGUGCCACAGCCUGGACUCUUCAGAAUAAAAGCCUCUCUGAACUGAGA